UCUCAAGCUCACUGAGCCUGCCUACUGACUUGUGGUAGAUAAAGGUUUUGAAAAUGCCCGCCUUGUGUAGCUAUACUACAUACAUAAAGGUGAAAUCGUGAACACUCUCCUAGUGAGACUAAGUACAACUGAAAAUUGUGUGAGGGCCUAAUACCCAGCAACCGGAGUGAUCCGCUUUGCAAUGACAAUGCCGGAGUCUACGACGCUGUUUGAUCAUGCUCUGUGGCGAUAGGGUGGACCGUCACCUUGCUCCUUGUACAAGGUUGUAAUGCACAAAAUGUUACCUAGAACCCUCCUUCGACGUUCUGUGGCCAAUAAGCUCAGAGGGCAGCCAAUUUACAAGGGGACACAUUCUCUCCACCCUGCACCUGCCUCUCCCCCUCCUCCUCCUCAGCUAUCCUCAGGCAGGCCAAACAUGUGGAUUCUUCUUGCUACAAGCAUGACGGGAGGCAUAAUUGGCAGCCUCGCUGUUUUCGGUGCAGGAUACACUUACUAUCACUUUUCUGGCAUCAAACGCGCUGUGGAUGUUUCUAAACAAUUCCGUGUGUACUUGGAGCAAACGAAACAGUCCAUAGUCAACAAACAUUCCAAUGAAAUUGGGAGGCUGGGAGCGAAGGCUAGCGGCCCUCUACUGCAACAAGUGAUAUCCAGGCUCCCGGAUAAAGCCUAUCUCGCGGAAAAGGCUGAUCAGAGUGUGGGGCUGCUCAAAGGCUUUCUUGGGAAGGGGAAAGAUUAAUGGAAACUCCGAGUAAAUAGUUCGUUUAUUCACAAAUUCUCACAGUCAAUAGAUUAUAGUACAUAAGUAUGUAUCUUUGAACUCUGGUGAUGCACUUGUUAUAUUCACUGAGAUCAUGUAUCAAGUAAGUACAGUGUUCAAAUAAACCUGGAUUAUUAGCCUGAGCUUGUGUAC
Lentinula edodes (shiitake mushroom) is the source of this 910-nucleotide messenger RNA. RefSeq lists its product as uncharacterized. The record is from RefSeq and is a predicted model, not a curated record. NCBI's taxonomy places the organism in Eukaryota, Fungi, Basidiomycota, Agaricomycetes, Agaricales, Omphalotaceae. The transcript is spliced from 2 exons. The coding region runs from base 269 to 736 and encodes 155 amino acids.